AUAAACCUUAAGUUUUGGGAUAAGGAAAAUGCAAAGAACACAACUUGAAAAAGGCAAACCUUUGUUGAAAGGAAAAAAAGAAGAGAGGAGAUAUCCCUAAAACCGAAUCCCCAGACAAAAUUGGCGGCAAAAGAUUGAUACAUUUGUUUAUCCAUACAUCCACGAAAUCCCUUCCUAUUCUCUUGUUCCGAUUCUUCUUCAACUUGUUACAUCUUCCCCACAAAUUCUCUUACAUAAUAAACUCCCCCAACCUAGUUCGAUGCUUCUUAGGAGGCUUUGCUCUUCCUUAACUAAAUCAAACACCAACCCUCUUUUCCUUCAUCGAAAAUCUGUCAACCCUUUUGUUAAUUCUUCCCCAAAUCCACAAUUUCUCACUUCCUCCUCAAAAACCCUAAACCCUCUAAGGCCAAUUUCGCUUCCCCGUUCUUUCUUCUCCUGCAAUUCACCAAUGGGCGAUGCAAGACGGCCUGCAGUAGUGCCGAUUCCAAGCCCGGAAACCGCUGACCGGGCCGAGCUUUUCCGGGCUCUGGAGGCUUCAUUGGGGACGUCUUUUAGCUCUGCUCCAUUGGUGCCUGAGAAUAAUCCUCUGGUCAUUGUGAUUAGUGGUCCAAGUGGGGUUGGGAAAGAUGCUGUGAUUAAAAAGUUGAGGGAAGUUAGGGAAAAUAUUCAUUUUGUUGUUACUGCCACAAGCAGGGCAAUGAGGCCUGGUGAAAUUGAUGGGAAAGAUUACUUUUUUGUGAGCAAAGAUGAGUUUUUGAAGAUGAUUCAAGAUAAUGAGCUGUUGGAGUAUGCAUUGGUGUAUGGUGAUUAUAAGGGUGUGCCGAAAAAGCAGAUUAGGGAGGAAAUGGCUAAAGGGAAUGACAUUGUGUUGAGAGUUGACAUACAGGGUGCUGCAACUUUGAGGAAGAUAUUGGGUGGGUCUGCAGUAUUCAUUUUCUUGGUUGCUGAAAGUGAGGAGGCAUUGGUGAAGAGAUUGAUUGGUAGGAAGACGGAAACUAAGGAGGAUUUGCUUGUUAGAGUUGCUACGGCUAAGGAGGAGGUUAAGCAUAUGAGCAAUUUCGAUUAUGUGGUUGUCAAUAAGGAAGGGGACUUGAAUGGUGCUGUUAAGUUGGUUGAAUCAGUAAUUGAUGCUGAGAAGGCUAAAGUGCAUCAAAGGAAUUUCGUUAUUUAAAGAGGAGGUAUUCAAUGACUAAUGAGAUAUCAUGGUGUAAGCUGGGGUACUACUGGUUGACCUUACUAUCCUGAUUAAGUGGCUGCAUAGAUUUUAUAAGGUAACAUCAUUGUGUUUCUUAAAUGGAGAGGUGAAAGGUAGCACGUUGCUGGAAUCUCAUUUCAUGUGCUCACCUGCCAAGAUCAACCUAAGAAGUUGUACUUACUAUUGUGGGUAUUCUUGUUGAUAUUGAUAUGAGAUAGUUUGAAGAAUAUUCACAUUUUUUUGUAGUUUUAUUUAUUGGUAGUGGUUCUGAACAGUUUACAGAAACAAAAGAAACAAAUGUUAUGCGAAAAUAACCUUUGAGCAUUUUCAAACAAGAUUUUGCAGCUAUAUGCUUUCCAAUGGGCAUAAAGCCAGUAACUUUACUUUUUCUUCCAUUGGACAAGGAAGAAUUGUUAUUAUUAUUAUUAUUAUUUAAGUGCCUUUUUUUAAUUCGAG
Oldenlandia corymbosa var. corymbosa is the source of this 1651-nucleotide messenger RNA. The record is from the annotation of a GenBank genome assembly. Lineage: Eukaryota; Viridiplantae; Streptophyta; Magnoliopsida; Gentianales; Rubiaceae.